CUUGUUGGAGCAGGGGGCAGCUGCUUAGAGGGGGUGCCAAGCAUGGGCUCUUGAACCCAUUCUGCAAGCUUUGCGGGUCCCGUUGGAGGGAGUUCCUAAGCUUGGGAAAGACUAGAUGAGGAGAGGACUUAGGGUGAUACAGGUGGCCAGGGGGUCAGGAUGAAUUGGAGGGACCAAGGGGCUGGGAGUGGGGGUUGGGAGACCAGCAGAGGAAAACCCCAGUAAUGCAGUCUUGAGGCACUGAGGCCCUGGCUCCAGGUAGCACUAGUAGAACUGGAAAUAAAAGUUGAUGAGGAGGGCUUGAAAGAUGACUGCUAGGUUUCCAUGGUGAAUGUCCAGAGAAUAAGGCAGAUAGGAGGUGGGGGUGGCGGGCUGUCUUUUGUAGGCAGGCGCAGGGAGGAGAAUUUGGGUUUGGGACACGUAGGGUUAUUUGUCUUACACAGCAGUGGUUCAAAAUGCUUUUCUGUUUCUUUUUUGUUUACUUUUGAAGGGAGAGAGCAGUAUUAGCUCAUGGUUUCGUAUCCAAAGGUUCAGUGGCUCUAUGAGAUAACUUUUAAUGGAGAAUCUUCAGGAGCUGCGGGAAUUACCACCACCCUGACGAUUCUUCCUGGUUAUUUUUAAGGUUCCAGCCAUCCCAGCUCAGGCUGGAAUUUUCAGGAACUGGUUGCUGACUGGAGCCAAUUGGUCCCUCCCAGACUCCCACUCCCUCCAGGGUGGGGCCCCAUGGGUGGAGGCCCCUUAGGGUGGAGUAGGGUGGGUCCCCAGUGAUAGGGCACCAGCAGAGAGGCAGUGUGGCCUCACACAGUCCUUCUGGAUUUGAUUAUAUAACGCCUCACAGAAGGGAACUGCAAGAGCUGAGACAGCCUUGAAAGAAAUGUACCCAGUGAGAUUAUUCAUUACGGGUAUUUUUCAAUUGAUCCUAGGUUGCUUGCCCUUAAAACUAAAACACAAAAUUGUCAGAGCAUAAAGAAAGAAAACAAGUGUGUAACUUUAGUAGGGAAAAUGAUCAGUGUUUGCUAAAAUUUAAUUAAGGUGUGGGAUGCUACCAACCAGGUGGCAUUGAACUUGAGAAUUUACUUGAAGAGUAUGAGUUUGGGGUUCACCACCCCCCACCCCUGCUGUGCUGGGCCUCAGUCUGGGAAGGUGCAGGGCCCUUGCUGGGUUGUUACCUUUGCACCUGUCCUUAUUUACAUGCAAAAUCAAUUGCUUCGCUUGGUCUUUCCGAAGUACAGGGUGUGGGCAGAAUCUUAUCUGAAGCCGUGUCCUGUUUGGACAAGUUGGACUCGCCUUGGCAACUCUCCAUAGGGUGGAGCAGAUGGGUGGAGGCAGGAAAGUAAAAUUGGGUGGCUUGUUAGCAGAGAGAGGAGAGAGGGCGGAUUGUUUGCUCACUGGAUCAUUAUAUUUAACCUGAAACUAAAUAAUUAACUUCUUUCCCAUUUGCAAAACAUUUUGAUGCAAAAUAAUGUAAUUUAUGAGGGGCACAGAUUGAGAUAGACUGCAUGAAAGUUUUUCAGUAGAAGACUGAGGUUGGUGAAAAGCAUCGAGUGGUAUGAAAAGUGGACACAUUUCCAGGCCAGAGCACCCUAGAAGGCUGAGCUGAAAGAAUGCUCAUGUUUGACCCAGUCCCUGUCAAGCAAGAGGCCAUGGACCCUGUCUCGGUGUCAUACCCAUCGAAUUACAUGGAGUCAAUGAAGCCCAACAAGUAUGGUGUCAUCUACUCCACACCGUUACCUGACAAGUUCUUCCAGACCCCAGAAGGCCUGUCGCACGGGAUGCAGAUGGAGCCGGUGGACCUCACUGUGAACAAGCGGAGCUCCCCGCCCUCCGCUGGGAGCUCUCCUUCCUCGCUGAAGUUCCAGGCCUCGCACCGGAGAGGCUCGCCGGGGUUGAGCAUGCCCUCUUCUAGCCCGCCUGUGAAAAAGUACUCACCGCCUCCCCCGGGAGUGCAGUCCUUCGGCGUGCCACUGUCCAUGCCUCCCGUGAUGGCCGCAGCCCUCUCCCGGCACGGGAUCCGGAGCCCCGGGAUCCUGCCCGUCAUACAGCCGGUCGUGGUGCAGCCGGUCCCCUUUAUGUACACCAGUCACCUCCAGCAGCCGCUUAUGGUCUCCUUAUCCGAGGAAAUGGAAAAUUCAAAUAGUAGCAUGCAAGUACCUGUAAUUGAAUCAUAUGAGAAGCCUAUAUUACAGAAAAAAAUUAAAAUAGAACCUGGGAUUGAACCACAGAGGACAGAUUAUUAUCCUGAAGAAAUGUCACCCCCUUUAAUGAACUCAGUGUCCCCCCCGCAAGCAUUGUUGCAAGAGAACCACCCUUCCGUCAUAGUGCAGCCGGGGAAGAGACCUUUACCUGUGGAAUCUCCCGACACCCAGAGGAAGCGGCGGAUACACAGAUGUGAUUAUGAUGGAUGCAACAAAGUGUACACUAAGAGCUCUCACUUGAAAGCACACAGAAGAACACAUACAGGAGAAAAACCCUACAAAUGUACAUGGGAAGGAUGCACAUGGAAGUUUGCUCGGUCUGAUGAACUAACAAGACAUUUCCGAAAACAUACUGGAAUCAAACCUUUCCAGUGUCCAGACUGUGACCGCAGCUUCUCCCGUUCCGACCAUCUUGCCCUACACAGGAAACGCCACAUGCUAGUUUGAAGGCCUCCUCAGCGCGGCUCCCCACUCUCCCGGCUCUAUCUCUCUGUCCUCCCUCCCAUUAUGUAACUCAUUUUUUACAUGUACAUUUUAAUUUGGAUUCAGCUGGUCUGAAUCUCUGAAUUUAUAUCAUUCAAACUUCUGUAUGGUCAGUAGUAAAUACUCUCUAACCCUCCCUCUCCUUACCACGGGUCAGACCUAAAGAAUGUGAACACUUUUUUUUCCGGGGAUGCUAAGCAAACCCUUCUUACAAAGAUGUUUAAUGAGAACAAGGGAACAUGUAAACAAACAUAACCAACUGUUGGUUUCUCCAUGUAUUCCUCAGAAGAAUGUCAAAGUAAAUGUAUUAGAAAUACAGUAUCUAGCCUGCUAGUCCUUGCCAGAGACAUUCAUACCUCUGUGCCUGUGAUCUCAUUUUCUGCUUUACAGAGGAAAGAAGGGUGGAUCCUUCCCCAGGCCAGCUAGAAGUGCAGCAAAAUCUCAGGCUAGUACACACAAAAGGCUCUUCCUUCACAAAUCUCGUCAGCUUGGAUAUAUCAUUCAACUAAAUAAGUCCUUGACCCUCCUCUGUGCCUGCACUAGGAAGGUGGUCUUGGCCUUCAUUGAGAGGUGAGCCAGAGCUGCUGUUUUAGGUGGGUGAUGUCUGUCACUCUCAGUUCAAGGGGUGGAUGCUGAACUUGCAUAGCCUGGAGUUGGAACAGAGGGGGGCACAGAAGGAAGCCGGCCACUCCUCCAGGGCGAGGUGUUUUCAGUGAGGUUUCAUGAUUUUGUUAGCUGCGCAGUGCAUUCCCAGAGUCUCUGGCAUAUUCAGCUGUGCAGAACCAUACCGCAAAGCCAGAUACUGAGGGGAUUAUCUAUGCGCCUGUCUCCAUUCCUAGAUGUCCUUAAUGUGGAUCAUCAAGCAUUGAUAGGGAUACCACAGAAAUAUUUGCCCACUAAUGGUAAAAAAAAAUAUUUUGGGUAAGAAUAUUGACGGCCUUUCUUUUACCCAAACUACUAAGAGCUCUUUUGCAAACAGGGAAGUGUUGAGUGGUAAUUGUAUUCCCAUGCCACAUUAAUCAUAUAGCUUUUAUACAGAAACUCUUCUGUAUGAGCUGUAAGGUGCCAAACUGUCAUUUGUGUUCAUGACACAUAUCAUAAAUAGACAUCUGCUAAUGCUUUUGUAGAUUGAUUCAAUUUAAGGCCUGAGUGACAUUAUUUGUAACUAUAACUGGUUGUGAAGCACACAUACCUUUACUUGAGGCACAGAUUUCUGAAAGAUAUAGACAACCACAGUUCAGGGAUUUAUGUGUGUGUGUGUGUAUAUAUAUAUAUAUAUAUAUAUAUUCCCAAAUGUUUACUGUUAGAACUAACAGUAACCGUUAAUCUCCUAUCACUAUCAAGUAUCCUGUCAGAAGAACCUGAAAAUGACUCGUGUUUAUGUUGAGGAUGAAUAGCACCAUCAUUUGGGGGAAGUUUUUUUCAAAAGCUGGCUUUUGAGCACUAUAGUCUAAAUGCCAAUAAAAAUAAUUCAUGCAUAAAAAUGCCAUUGGUUCUAAAUUUGAAGAAAGUGGGUGAUGGUGGUCAAAUGUGGGUGUGUAUAGCCAAAUGUGCCUUCAUCCCUCGAUAAAGGGUGGAGGAGAAGAGAGAAGAAUGGAAUCCUGAAGAUUCAUCCCAGCCACAACUCAGGAUCCAGCACAGCCUUAACUGGGGGAUGCAUUGUGUUUAAUUGUUCUUAAAACAUCAGGGAAUGAGUGAUUCUGGAGGCCUGCAAAUUGUGUGGGGAGCUGAACUUGGAUGGCACUAUGUUAGUGAAAGUUGGUUGUAGGGACUGUGCACCUAAGAGAACCCACUCAUUGGCCCUGUGAACCACCUGAAAAGAAAUGUAGUCGAGAAACGCAAAGUAAAUUGUUAUCUUUGCACUUGGUUCUGAUGUUCUUUUGUAAGCACUGCAAAAUCUGUUAAGAAUAUUAAAGCAUCCUAAUUGGGCUUUUUUUCUUUUUUUUUUUUUUGCAAUUAAGAUGUUAAUUGAGGGAUAAAAAUGGCUCUGGGAAAAGUAGGUAUCAUCUAUGUUGUAAAUGCUUAGUCACAUUCAUGCCAGAGUGUCUAUUUCUUGAUAUGGUUCUUCCACAACACACGAAUGAAGUUGCAACGCAAGGAACUUUUUUGUUUUGAUGGAGACGACCAGUUUAUGUGUUCUGAUGUAGUUGUAGGAACAGGGGCAAGAAAGGGUAGAAUUAAUCUUUAAAUAAUUAGCUUUGAGUGUGAGUCCAGUUCAUAGAAAGCUUCAUGAGUUCUCAUGAAACCUGAUGUGUUUGCUAUGGCAUAUUUAAAUUCUUGUUCAAAAGAGCAAGACUCUGUGAAGACUAUGCUAUUCAGUUUGCUUAGAUUAUGUUAACCGUUUAUUAACAAAUUUCCAUUUUAACUCAAAGAAAAGCAGCCCAGAGAGACAGUACUCUGUUCCCACGCUGGUCUGUAUACCUUAGUUACCAAUUGGCUCUUAAGCAAAUUUUCCUUUUUUAUAUAUAUUUGUAUUUUACUAUGUUAGUUGAGAAAUUUAGUCUCUUAGUCAUUUUUAGCUGUUAUUGUGGAAGACCUCAAAUAUAAGAUAAGAUGCCCUUGACUAUGUGGUUUAAAUGAUGUGCCAUGUUACUAUCAAUGGUGAUUUUAAUUGCAAGUUUAAAUUGAUGAGAAUGAUUUGUAAACAUGAAGUUAGUUUGUGUAAGUUCUGUUUGUUAGAGAAUUUCUUUGAUUAUCCAAGUGUCAGCUUGGAGAAUUCAGAAAAAUAAAAUCUGAAUCCAGUAUAUGUUAGAUUUCUAAAAUGUGAAUCUACAUCAUAAAUGGGCAUUAACAUUCUAAAUCACCUGGAUUGGAGAAUGUGUUAGCAGCAUAGCUAUGUUCAACCAAGGAAAUGCUAAAUACACAGAAAUUUCAAGAGCCUUGGAACAGAUAUACAGGGGAACUAUAUAUGUAUAUGUAUAUUUUAUUAAACACCUGUCUGCACUAUCAGUGUUGCACUAAUGUGGAAUUUGAAAGACUAUAUUUCUGAUACUGUAUAUCUGCAUGUCAUCCUUGAUUAGAUUGUUUUAAAGACAAUCUCAAAGAUCUGAGGUUUUGAAAUGAUUGGUUUGAAAAUACAGUCAUCUUGAAGGAAUUACUGUCAUACAUGAAGUUGCUCAGAGUUGUCUUUAUUUUCUCAGUCAAGGUUAACAAUUUCUCAAUGAUAGCAAAUUCACUUAAGAAAUAAUACAUUUACAAAGCCAUUUUACAUGCAUUAAAUGAGGGCUACAACAAUACUAUGUUUUACAAAUACUAGCACUUUUUUUUUUUGGCUGUUAUGUACUUAGUGUUAGAGGGUCAAAAUAAUCUUUCUGCUUAGCAUCUCUUAAACCACACCUGCAAGUAUAGCAGGAUUAUUACAUUUACAGUACUUUACUACUUGUAUAAACUAUGCAGAAAUUUUUAAUAAAGUGUAAUAUAUUUUAUAAGCUAAUAAGACUGAGUGGGUAAAGGUUUUUAGCAUGCGUUAGUAUACUUGCAAAUACUGAAACAUUUUGGUAAUCUUUCUUACUAAAGAUGUGAAUGUUUAAUGUACCUUCUCUGUUUCUACUCUAGUCCAAUGGGAAUUCAGUAAUGACAUUUUGUCAUGUCAAACUGUGAACAUAAAUUUGUACUGUACAGUCCUCAUAUACUAUAUACAGUAUGCAAUAUAUGUAUUAUAUACUUGUUAAUAAAACCAUCAGAACAUUAA
Molecule: messenger RNA, 6369 nt
Organism: Manis pentadactyla (Chinese pangolin)
Lineage: Eukaryota; Metazoa; Chordata; Mammalia; Pholidota; Manidae
Gene: KLF3
Product: KLF transcription factor 3
Exons: 6
Coding region: 1605-2642 (345 amino acids)
Biological process (GO): regulation of transcription by RNA polymerase II
Molecular function (GO): DNA-binding transcription factor activity, RNA polymerase II-specific; RNA polymerase II cis-regulatory region sequence-specific DNA binding
Source: RefSeq, a predicted model, not a curated record